AUGGCAGCUAAUGAUUCACUCCCUACAAAAAAGAACUUGCAGAGGCGGAAAAUAGUGACAGACCCAACGUGUGAUCAAUGUGGAGAAGAAGAUGAAGAUUGUUUACAUGCAUUGUGGGGCUGCCAAUCAGUGAAGCAUGUCUGGUGGGAUUUUGAAUGUUGCAGAAAAUUCAUAUCAGAAAGGUUUGUAAGUUUCCGUGAUUUAUUUCAAGGAAUUCUUGCACAAAGAAACCAACACAUGGCUGAACUGUUUGCCUACAUGGGAUGGAGUCUAUGGUACAACAGGAAUGCAAAAAGAGUUGGGUCCACUUCCUUGCCAGCGGAAAAAAUUUUCAAUGAUGCUGUGGAACGGCUGCAAGAGUUCCAUUCGGUGCAAGAUUACUCAAUACAAGAUGACGUGGUUGUUCAUUCAACCCAAUGGCGGCCUCCUCCACAUCCAACCUACAAAAUAAAUUUUGAUGGAGCUACUUUCAUUGAAUCGGACACGGCAGGUUUGGGUGUGGUAGCUCGUGACUCAGAUGGUAUGGUUAUCGCCUCCUUGUCGGAACGAAUCAGUCUUCCACCAACGGUUGCUGACUUAGAAGCUCUAGCGUGCAGAAGAGCGAUCUUAUUUGCCCUUGAAUUAGGACUCCAAGAUGUGGUGUUUGAAGGUGACUCGGAGGUUAUUAUCAAACACCUCAAAGCAGAACAGCCCUGUUUGACAGCUUAUGGGCACAUAAUAGAUGAAGCACGAAGCCUUUCAGCCAGGUUGAGACAAGCAUCAUACUCACACAUAAGGCGCAAGGGAAACAAAGUAGCUGAUCAACUUGCAAAACUAGCAAAAAGCUUGUAUGAACCACGAGUGUGGAUGGAGGACAUUCAUAGUAAUGCUCUGCAAUAUGUAUUCCAUGACAGAGGCGUAAUGCCUGUUUAA
Quercus lobata is the source of this 912-nucleotide messenger RNA. RefSeq lists its product as uncharacterized. Lineage: Eukaryota; Viridiplantae; Streptophyta; Magnoliopsida; Fagales; Fagaceae. The record is from RefSeq and is a predicted model, not a curated record. The transcript has a single exon. Bases 1 to 912 code for a protein of 303 amino acids. Gene Ontology annotation, molecular function: RNA-DNA hybrid ribonuclease activity; nucleic acid binding.